AUGAACUAUUUAGGAACACCAGCUAGUUUAAUCAGAGUGCUGAAAAUAACAAAGUUUGGAUUUGCAGAAGACUCUGAUGAAGAGAGCUUAAGUUUUGCCCUGAGGGAUACAUUGGACGGAACUUACAGACAAGAUGAAGAGGAUCCAGAUGGACAUGUUGAGGAUGGCAGUGGUCAGCUGUCAGAAGAGCCACCUGUUCCAAGUCUGGAAAUUGCCUCUGCUCGGAUUACCUCCUGGGAGGCUGGCUGGAAUGUGACCAAUGCCAUUCAGGGUAUUUUUGUUUUAGGUCUACCAUAUGCACUUCUGAACAGUGGAUACCUUGGCUUUUUUCUCAUCAUACUGGCUGCAAUGAUCUGCUGCUACACCGGCAACAUUCUCAUUGCCUGCCUUUAUGAGGAGGAUGAUGAAGGACGACCUGUCCGAGUGAGGAAUACCUAUGAAGAUAUUGCCAAUGCAUGCUGCAAACAUUCCUUCCCCAGGCUUGGCGGUAGAUUAGUCAAUAUGGCCCAAAUUGUGGAACUAAUGAUGACAUGCAUUUUGUACCUGGUUGUAAGUGGUAACCUCAUGUAUCACAGUUUUCCUUCCUUGCCUGUUUCUCAAGCCAGCUGGUCAGUCAUUGCUUUUUUCAUACUUCUGCCUUGCCUGCUGAUCAAAGAUCUCAGGAUUGUGUCUAAACUUAGUCUUCUGUGCUCUUUGGCCCAGUUUAUAAUCACCUUCAUAGUCAUUGGAUAUUGUCUGACACACAUAACGCUAAUGUCAUGGAGGAGAAUCACAUUUUAUGGGAACUAUGAAAAAUUUCUUGAAUCGGUAGGGGUCAUUAUAUUUAGUUACACAUCCCAAAUUUUCCUUCCUACCCUAGAAGGAAAGAUGGUACAUCAAGAAAAUUUUGUGAGCAUGAUGACCUGGACACAUCUCAUUGCCUGCAUCUUCAAAACAGCUUUUGCCGUUCUGGGAUUCCUGACCUGGGGUGAGGAAACAAAGGAAGUUAUUACUGACAACUUGCCGUCUGCUCUUCGGACUGUGGUUAAUGUGUGUCUUCUGGUAAAAGUGCUUUUAUCCUACCCUUUACCUUUCUAUGCCGCCACUGAAAUUUUGCAAACCUGUAUUUGUGCACUGGAUCUGGAACAUUCAAGAAAGCAAACCUACUCUCUGGUCAUGAGAGGCAGUCUUCUUUUGGUGACAUUCCUCGUGUCCCUGUACAUACCUCACUUUUCCCUGUUGAUGGGCUUAACAGGAAGCAUGACAGGGGCUGCCAUGUCCUUUCUUCUCCCUGCCCUUUUCCAUUUGAAACUAAAAUGGAGAAGCCUGGCUUGUAAGGAGAAGGUCCUUGACCUGUCCAUUGUUGUUCUGGGAACCUUAUGCAGUCUCUCGGGGUUGAUUUGUUCUGUUAUGGCACUCAUUGAAGCCUUCGGGAAAAGAUAA
Molecule: messenger RNA, 1422 nt
Organism: Polypterus senegalus (gray bichir)
Lineage: Eukaryota; Metazoa; Chordata; Cladistia; Polypteriformes; Polypteridae
Product: vesicular inhibitory amino acid transporter
Exons: 2
Coding region: 1-1422 (473 amino acids)
Biological process (GO): amino acid transmembrane transport
Cellular component (GO): vacuolar membrane
Molecular function (GO): amino acid transmembrane transporter activity
Source: RefSeq, a predicted model, not a curated record